Molecule: messenger RNA, 321 nt
Organism: Scedosporium apiospermum
Lineage: Eukaryota; Fungi; Ascomycota; Sordariomycetes; Microascales; Microascaceae
Exons: 3
Coding region: 1-321 (106 amino acids)
Biological process (GO): mitochondrial respiratory chain complex III assembly
Source: RefSeq, a predicted model, not a curated record
AUGGCCCUUGCUGCAUACCGGAAUCUUUUCCGAGCUACCCAGGUGGCCUUCCGGGGCGAUCAGCGACUCCUUAUCGAAGCGAGAAAUCGUAUCCGUGAAGAAUUCCGCGCUGGCGCCAGCCCCUCAGACCCCGACUUCCAAAAACGUAUUCAACAUGCCCAGGAGGUUGCCUCGGUGCUCAGGGCGAACGUAGUCCAGGGUGUGCAGGAGGAGAACGAUGUAUACAGGCUGCGGAUACAUGAUCAGACCGAGCGUGGCGACAACGAUAGCAUCAAAUCGCCAACGCAGACGCUUGGUGGCGGGAAAUGCGGUUGCAGUUGA